This is a messenger RNA of Phascolarctos cinereus (koala), 4841 nucleotides long. Lineage: Eukaryota; Metazoa; Chordata; Mammalia; Diprotodontia; Phascolarctidae. The record is from RefSeq and is a predicted model, not a curated record.
GCUCAGACCACUGGAGGUCUUUGGCUGUCCAGCUAUCACAUUUCAUUGGCAUCCAUGCAAGAGCUGUAUGCUGAACAAAGCCAGCUAACGCCCCAUGGACGAAUAGCUGUCCCUCAUGACACCCAAGGAACCUGCGACAGGUGGAGCUGUCCUUCCUUCCUCCCUUUUCAUUAAGUUUUGUUGCUCAGUGAACGUCCAUCAGGAGAAUGCGGCAAAUCGAGCGAGAUGUAAAAUGGAAACAGUAGCACCUACCUCCCAGGACCCGACUGUUAUGAGGAGCCAGUGACUCACUAUUUGUGAAGUGCCGCGCAUGGUGCCUGGCGCAGAGGACACGCUUCACAGGAGCUCUUAGCCAGAGUAAUACUGUCGAGUGAUCACUACACACAAGAUGAUUCCCUGUGGAGCCGUGUUGACCUUCGCCCGCUGCCUCAUCCGGAGGAAAAUCGUCACCUUGGACAGCCUGGAGGAUUCCAAACUCUGCCGCUGCCUGACCACUGUGGACCUGAUUGCCCUUGGGGUGGGGAGCACCCUCGGGGCGGGGGUCUAUGUCCUUGCGGGGGAGGUGGCCAAGUCCAGCUCCGGCCCCAGCAUCGUGCUGUCCUUCCUGAUCGCGGCCCUGGCCUCCGUCAUGGCUGGCCUGUGCUACGCGGAAUUUGGGGCCCGGGUCCCCAAGACGGGCUCUGCAUACUUGUACACUUACGUCACCGUGGGCGAGCUGUGGGCCUUCAUCACGGGCUGGAAUCUCCUCUUGUCUUACAUCAUAGGAACCUCCAGCGUGGCCCGGGCGUGGAGUGGCACCUUUGAUGAGCUGCUCAACAAGGAGAUUAGCAGGUUCUUCCGGAACCACCUCAACAUGUAUUCCCCAGGGCUCGCCGAGUACCCCGACUUCUUCGCCGUGUGCCUCAUCCUCCUCCUGUCGGGCCUCUUGUCAUUUGGAGUCAAAGAGUCAGCCUGGGUGAAUAAAAUCUUCACAGCAAUCAACAUCCUGGUGCUGAUCUUCGUGAUGAUUUCGGGGUUUGUGAAAGGCCACAUCGCAAACUGGAGGAUCAGUGAGGGCUUCCUCAAAAACAUCUCUGCCAUCACCCAGGAUCCGUCUAAGAAUGAGACGAGCCCACACGGGUCUGGGGGCUUCAUGCCCUUCGGCUUUAAGGGGACGCUGGCCGGAGCAGCCACGUGUUUCUACGCCUUUGUGGGCUUCGACUGCAUCGCCACAACGGGGGAAGAGGUCAAGAAUCCUCAGCGGGCCAUUCCCAUCGGCAUUGUCACUUCCCUGCUCGUGUGCUUCAUGGCCUACUUCGGCGUGUCUGCGGCCUUGACCCUCAUGAUGCCCUAUUACCUCCUGGAUGAGACCAGCCCCCUCCCCGUAGCCUUCGAAUACGUGGGCUGGAGCCCUGCCAAGUAUGUGGUGGCCGUGGGCUCCCUCUGUGCUCUGUCCACCAGUCUCCUUGGAGCCAUGUUCCCAAUGCCACGGGUAAUCUAUGCCAUGGCAGAAGAUGGUUUGCUCUUCCAAUUCUUAGCUAAAGUCCAUCCCAAAACGAAGAGCCCGCUCAAUGCUACUCUGACAUCGGGUUCUGUGGCAGCGGUCAUGGCCUUCCUCUUUGACUUGAAGGCUCUGGUGGAUAUGAUGUCUAUCGGGACCCUCCUGGCCUAUUCGCUUGUGGCUGCCUGUGUCCUAAUCCUCAGGUACCAGCCCAGCUCCACUCAACAGAAGACAAAAUGUUACUCGGAGAAAGAAGCCUUGACCUCGGGCCCAGCCGCAGACCUGCUGCCAGGGUCUGGUAACAGCAAGCAGGACCUCAUCAAGCCCUCGAGGUUGCCCACCCAGUGGUCGGCGUCUCUCGUCAGCUUUUUGGUGGGACUGCUGGCAUUCCUGAUUCUUGGCCUCAGCAUCCUGAUGACCCAUAGCGUGAAUGCCGUUACCAAUAUGGAGCCAUGGUGCCUUGGCCUUCUCUCUGUGAUCAUCUUCCUUAUUGUUGGCAUCAUCCUCAUCAUUUGGAGGCAGCCUCAGAAUGAGCAGAAAGUGGUCUUUAUGGUUCCUCUGCUGCCAUUUCUGCCCACAUUCAGCAUCCUGGUGAACAUCUACCUCAUGGUUCAGCUGAAUGCACAAACAUGGAUCCGAUUCAGUGUCUGGAUGGCUAUAGGUUUCCUCAUUUACUUUUCUUAUGGCAUCAGACACAGCUUAGAAGGGAGCCGAAGGCAUGAGGAUGAAGGCGUAUAUUUGGAGAACAUGGUGGGGCAAGCAGAAGAAAAAAAAGCCCUAUUGAGGACAGCAGCCUUACAUAGGGCAAGGCCAGCGUCCAUUCCUUCUUCUGGACCGGACAAGUCGAUGUUGAUGCCUGUGCACUCUCCGCUGGGCAGCACAGCCCCAAUGCUCCAUAUGUCUUUUGUUGGAAACUGGGACAGGCGUUCUCUGCCAGGUUCCACUGUCCUCGGUCUGCUGCUCUUGCCAUAUAUCCCCCCUCUGAUGUUUGUGCCUGUGGGCUGAGUGAGCCCAGACAAGAGCGCCAUGUCUGGGGCCCAGGCAUGUCCUGGAGGGUCCUCUUCUCGGGGGAUGAGCCCACAGAUAAAUGGGAGAGGGGAAACCAGAGCUGCACUUGCACCUUGCUGGGUUUUUGUUUGUUUGUUUAAUUUUGUCACAUAUAGGCCUGCCAGAGUUAGCCCUUGCUGGGCGGCUCUUGUGGAAAUUGAAGGCUGUUGAGUAGCAGGAUGCUGUAUGUGCCUCACAUGGAGGGGGUGGGGGAUACCACAGGCCUCUUCAAUUGCCUCUUUGGCUUUGUUCCUUGAAGCCCACAGGGUCACAUUCUUGUCCAUCCCUCGUAGCUCCAGUGGAAAGAGGGCUUUGGGGGAGCGGCAGAGCAGGGACAAGGACAAGUGUCCUCAGCAGUUUUUUAAUAAAUGCCAACAGUAGAUCCCUUAAGAUGACCCCUCUCUAGUAAAGAAAUAUAUCUAAUAAAUUAGUGAAUAUGAACAUUUGCUUCAGACUUGUAAUACACUGUAGACAUAACAUUCCACAGCAUUGAAUAAUUAUUUAAAUCAACAACCAUUUCUUAAGCACCUACUACUGUCAUGGUGGGAAGAACACUGGAAUUGGUACCAAAGGACCUGGCUUCCAAUCCUGGUUCUGCUGCUUCUUAGCUGCAUGACCUUGGACAAGUCAUUUGCUAUCUCUGAGCUUCCUCCAUAAGUGGACGGGGUUGAACUCAAUUGCUGAGGAAUCUUCCCACUCUAGCUUAGCAGCGAGUCUAUCAUCAUUUUGUGCUAUCCCUGUCCAAGUGGAGAAGGGAGGGGUGGGGUGGGGAGGAUUUGAAGUAAACAAACUUACAGGCUCCUCCUCCUGGAGAGUUCAGACAUCCAGCAGCCUAGCUUGGGGUGGGAGGCACAGGAUAACUGGGUUUUGCCAGACUUUAACUUGCUGCCCCUCCUCUGGGCCAUUAACUCCACUGCUUUGCUUUGGUUGGGAUUUUCUCUUAUUCCCCUGCUGCCCAAAGCCUUCACUUCUACCUUCUUUGAAUGAUGAGGUGGGAGGGGAAAGCAAGUAAGAGGAAAAGGCAAAACUACUCCUAAGCUGUCCUUUCCUGGUUAGCCAAAAGCAGCUAGGCCUCGCUGGAGGGUGCACCUCUCACCCUGUUUCUUUUGGAAACCUGUUAAGGUAUAUUUCUGUUUUCCUUGCUCCCAUUUUAAAAAGUAUUUCCAUCUGUUUGGCACUGUAAAUCGGGGUUGUUGUAAAUGACUACAUGUCAACACUGGUAACAGCAACCACUUUCCUGUCUCCUAGCAGGGUAAGGGUACGAGCAGAUGCUGGCGCCAUGCCUGGUCAGGGGUGCAGUGAUCAGAAAAUCUGGGCCAAGGAGUGAAACAAAAACAUGAGAGUCCCUGAAGUUAGCCGAGCCUAGCAUCCAGGCCCAUUCCAAGUAGGCCUUUGGGAGCAAGAACAGGGGCUCAGUUUCUGCUGUAGGGGUGAGUUGCUACUCCCCAAAUCAGUGCCUUUCUUAGUCGAAGAAGAGAUGUACUUCUGGAGUUUUCAGCCUUGGGGAUGGGGGAUAGUUAGCAUGGUGCUGAGUAUUGGAUACCUGUGGGGCAUGCACUGCCCUAGAGGGCCCAGAGAACAUUCAGAGUCAUGGCCCAGUGGAAAUGGUUCAGUGCAGUUCCCACUCUGGGGGCCCCACAUUUCUUGACUCCUUAAUUGGUGGGCGGAGAGGGAGAGGAAGCCACGAGCUUCUGGUCUCCCAAAUCACAGGCUACUAUUCUAUUUUGGAAGGACAAGAACCCUGACUCUCAUUCUAAAAUCUAACUUAGGAUCUUAAGACCUAAGAGCUAGAGCUGGAGGGCCCUCCAAGGCCGUUUAGUUCAGCCUCAUUUUACAAAGGAGGGAACAGACCAGGGGAAGCAAAGUGACGUACGACAACUGAUGGAGAUCUCAUCUGAAGGCCCUUUCCCAUGGAAGAAAAGAAACCAAGAGACAGGCCUUCCCCUGAAAUCCUCUCUUAAUGAUCAGAUGUAGAAAUGUGUUUGGCAAGCAGUAGACACCCCAGCCAAACCACUAGGGCCUUUCAAAAAUGCAUUUUCUAAGAAGGAAUUUGGUCAUUAUUAGCAAAUACAAACAUUUCCCCGUACAAGAAAAGGGUCCUUCCUGGAAACCUGAGGAUCUCCUCUGCAGAGUUUUGUCUCAGCUUGUUUUUUUUAAGUCUGCAUCACAUGUAACACAGCACUGUCCUUAUCUUUAGUCUUUUCCACUAUGGUCCCUGGUUUUUGUGGUGGUGUUUUUUUUUUCUAAUUGAGAUUUCCUUUCCUGUGUCACAGGAUAGUUAAUUAAGGUCUGGACCUGCCUAGCCAGUCAGACC